Messenger RNA from Acanthochromis polyacanthus (spiny chromis), 5555 nucleotides. It is a transcript of the gene jak2a, whose product is annotated as Janus kinase 2a. The record is from RefSeq and is a predicted model, not a curated record. NCBI's taxonomy places the organism in Eukaryota, Metazoa, Chordata, Actinopteri, Pomacentridae. The transcript is spliced from 24 exons. Gene Ontology annotation, molecular function: ATP binding; non-membrane spanning protein tyrosine kinase activity; cytokine receptor binding. Gene Ontology annotation, biological process: intracellular signal transduction; cell surface receptor signaling pathway via JAK-STAT; hemopoiesis. Gene Ontology annotation, cellular component: membrane; cytosol; cytoskeleton. Bases 492 to 3896 code for a protein of 1134 amino acids.
ACACGGAAGAAACAAACCGCGGCUGAGUGUGGCAGAAAACAGCCGUUUGUAGCACCAUCCUGCUCCGCCUUCAUCACUGUCAUCACCACCAGUGGAGCUGAGCAGCACCGGGGCUCUUAUCUGAACACCACCGAGUCCGUCGGACAGGCUGAACUGGACUUUCUGACCCCAAAAGACAAACAUGUCGAGGGAAACAUGAGACAGAGCGGUCAGCGUGAAGUGUGAGAAGAAACCCGCUUCGGGAGGAGAUGUGAAGACCGACAGAAUGACAGUUGACGGGACGAGUAACAACGCAGCGGCACUUUUAGUUGACAGACACCGGGAGCCGUUAGAUGUAUAUUCCGGCUAGCUAGCGCUGCGAGUCCGUCGGAAGUUGACUCUGUUCCGGACUACACACUGAGACAUCGACCCGUUGGGUGCUUUUGGGAGACUCCAGCAGGCACAACACAGCCGAACAAACACAGUGAGGUGGAUGUUUUUUUGAGCAGCACAUGGCCUGUAUUCUGCUAACAAACAUGGAUCCACCUACGUCCAGUCCCACAGCACACUCCAAUGGCCUCCCUCCUGACCUUGUCUCGGCCGCCGGACUCGACUCUAAGCCGGACUUGGAAGCAACCUGUUUGAGUGUCUACCUUUACUGUCAGGAGAAGGAUGAAGGAGAAGGUGGGGCCAAGUGUUCAGAAAGUGGGCUCACGUUUCCAGCUGGAGAGUACGUAGCAGAGGAACUGUGCAUCAAAGCAGCAAAAGCGUGUGGCAUCGGUCCAGUGUACUGCAGCUUGUUCGGCCUAAUGAGGGAAAGUGACCGGAUAUGGUUCCCUCCUAACCACAUCUUCAAAGUGGAUCACUCAGCCAAUGAGACCCUGCACUUCAGAGUCAGAUACUAUUUUCCUGGCUGGUAUAACAGCAGCAAUUCAUCCUACGCCCAUCGCUACGGCUUGUCCAAAGGAAUGGAAAGCCCUGUGAUGGAUGAUUGUGUCAUGGCGUACCAGUUUUCUCAGUGGCGCAGUGACUUUCUGAAUGGCCGGGUUCAUAUUCCAGUGAGCCAUGAGGCCCAGGAGGAGUGCUUGGGCAUGGCUGUGCUGGACAUGAUGAGGCUUGCAAAAGAGAGCGGUCAGUCGCCAGUGGACAUCUACAAUGAAAACAGCUACAAGUCUUUCCUGCCGAGAUGCAUGCGAAGCCGCAUCCAGGAGUACAACAUCUUGACCCGGAAGAGAAUCCGCUACCGCUUCAGGAAGUUCAUCCAGCAGUUCAUCGAGUGCAAGGCCACAGUGUCUAACCUCAAGCUCAAAUACCUGAUCAACCUGGAGACGCUGCUUCCCUGUCUCUACUCCGAGCGCUUCCAAGUCACCGACCUCUCUUCACAAGAGGGUACCAUCAUUGUCAUGGGCAACAAGGGCAUCCAAUGGUCAACAGGGAAUGAGGACAAGGGAGCAGAGGAGGAGCUAAAGACGUACUGCGAUUUCCCAGCGGUGAUUGACAUCAGCAUCAAACAGGGCAAUAAGGAAGGCUCAGCAGAGAGCCGCAUAGUCACCCUCACCAGACAGGACAACCAUAUUCUGGAACUGGAGUUUCACUCGCUCGCAGAGGCCCUGUCAUUUGUAUCAUUAGUUGAUGGAUAUUACCGACUGGUCGCCGACGCACAUCAUUACCUGUGCAAAGAAAUAGCUCCACCAAGACUUCUGGAGUGCAUUCAGAGCUACUGCCAUGGCCCUGUGUCGAUGGAGUUUACUAUUGGUAAACUGUGUCGCUCCGGUAACCACCAGGGCCUCUACAUCCUUCGCUGCAGUCCCAGAGACUAUGACAAGUACUUUAUGUCCUUUGUGGUGGGGUAUGAAACUAUGGUGGACUACAAGCACUGUCAGAUCAUGAAGACGGAUGCAGGAGAGUACAUUCUGAGCGGUGCCAAGAGGAGCUUUGGCUCUCUCAGGGAACUUCUGCACUGCUACCAAAAGGAAGCGCUCCGUACUGAUGGGUACACAUUUCAGCUGACCAGGUGUUGCCCACCGAGCCCCAAAGAUAAAUCCAACCUGCUGGUGUGCAGAAAUAAUCAAGGGGCAGAAGCUCCUCUGUCUCCUUCACUCCACAAGCACAUCAGCCAGAUGGUCUUUCACAAGAUCCGAAAAGAGGACCUUGUCAUUAACGACAGUCUGGGCCAAGGAACUUUCACCAAGAUCUUCUGCGGUGUGAGGAAGGAGCUGGGAGACUACGGAGAGGUUCACCAGAUAGACGUCGUUAUCAAGAUCCUGGACAAGGCUCACCGCAGCUAUUCAGAGUCCUUCUUUGAAGCUGCCAGUAUGAUGAGCCAGCUGUCCCACAAGCACUUACUCCUCAACUACGGCAUUUGUGUUUGCGGCGAUGAGAACAUGAUGGUGCAGGAGUAUGGCAAGUUUGGUUCAGUGGACACGUAUCUGAAAAAGAACAAAAGCUGUGUGAACAUCACCUGGAAGCUCGAAGUGGCCAAGCAGCUAGCCUGGGCUAUGCACUACCUGGAGGACAAGAACCUCAUUCAUGGAAAUGUUUGUGCCAAGAAUGUUCUCUUGAUCAGAGAGGAGGAUCGGAAAACGGGCAGCCUGCCCUUCAUCAAGCUGAGUGAUCCUGGUAUCAGCAUCACUGUGCUGCCCAGAGAAGUUUUAGUGGAGCGAAUCCCCUGGGUGCCCCCUGAGUGUAUCGAAAACCCUCAAAAUCUGAGUUUAGCCACAGACAAGUGGGGCUUUGGGACCACCCUAUGGGAGAUCUGCAGCGGUGGAGACAAACCACUCAGCACACUGGACUGCUCAAAGAAGAAUUUGUUUUACGAGGACAGACAUCAGCUGCCAGCUCCCAAAUGGACAGAACUGGCCAAUCUGAUAAACUGCUGUAUGGACUAUGAGCCUUCACACCGACCCUCAUUCAGGGCAGUUAUCAGAGAUCUCAACAGUCUCUUCACGCCAGACUAUGAGCUGCUGGUGGAGAGCGACAUUAUGCCCAGCAGGACACGAGGUUUCGGCUUCCCGUGGACUUCUGAGAGCCAGGAACCCGCCCAGUUUGAAGAGAGGCACCUCAUCUUUCUCAAGCAGUUGGGCAAAGGAAACUUCGGCAGUGUGGAGAUGUGCAGGUACGACCCCCUGCAGGACAGCACAGGGGAGGUGGUGGCCGUGAAGAAGCUCCAGCACAGUACAGCUGAGCACCUCCGAGACUUUGAGCGGGAAAUCGAUAUCCUCAAAUCGCUCCAGCAUGAAAACAUAGUCAAAUACAAAGGAGUAUGUUACAGUGCAGGACGAAGGAACCUCCGGCUCAUCAUGGAAUAUCUCCCCUUCGGCAGCUUGAGAGAUUAUCUCAUCAAGCACAAGGACCACUUUGAUUCCAAGAAACUGCUGCACUAUGCGUCACAGAUUUGCAAGGGUAUGGACUAUCUCGCCACCAAGCGUUACAUUCACCGAGACCUGGCUACUAGAAAUAUUCUGGUGGAGAGUGAGAUGAGAGUAAAGAUAGGUGAUUUUGGCCUGACCAAGGUGCUGCCGCAGGACAAGGAGUACUACACCGUCAAAGAGCCCGGGGAAAGCCCCAUCUUCUGGUAUGCUCCAGAGUCUCUGACAGAGAGUAAGUUCUCUGUGGGAUCAGAUGUUUGGAGUUUUGGUGUCGUCCUCUAUGAGCUCUUCACCUACAGUGACAAGAACUGCAGCCCACCAGCGGUGUUUAUGGACAAGAUGGGAAAUGAAAAGCAAGGCCAGAUGAUAGUCUACCAUCUCAUUGACCUGCUGACACGGGGAUUUAGGUUACCUGCUCCAGAUAAUUGCCCAAAGGAGAUCCACAAGGUCAUGAUGGAGUGCUGGAGCAAAGAUCCGAGCCGACGGCCAACCUUCAAGACGUUAAUUCAGAGUGUGGAGACCGUACGAGACGGCCUCAAGGAUGGAUGAUCCCUGAACCCUGCGUGAGUCUUUCACCUUCAGAAUGAAGUGCCUGGUUUUACUGCGGAGAUUUGGGUGGUGACACUCACUUUCUCAGCAGUUUACCUUCGUCUUUCUACAGCCACGCCAAGAAUACAAAUUAAAUGAACAAAGCAUACACUACAUUCAUGGCCGACAUCAAAUGAAACUUAAUUUCUAAUGCCUUCAAGAACAUUUUACUUUGGGAAAAAUUAUUUUAUUUGUAUGUGUUGUGUUUUCCAAAUUCAGAAAUAGGCAUUGACUUUUGUUCAACUGUGCUGAGUGUUUAAAAGCAGCAACAUUUUGGUGCUUUUAUUGUUGUAAAGUGAGCAGAAAGUUACUUUAUAUCACCAAAGAGGCCAUGGGAUUCUUAAAUUCACCUCCAGAUUCACCAGAACUGAACCUCACUGCUCAUGUACGUCUCUGCUUUCAUGAAUUUUAUGAAACAUUUGAUGAAGAACUGAGGAGAUUUCCUCCUGCUGAUGCCCAAACAGACUCUUAGUUGACUUUUUCAAGACUUUAAGAGUCCAUAGAUGGAAGGCAUCAUUUCUACCAAAGAGGACCCAUCAUGAUGACCUCUACAAGUGUUAUUGGGACAGAUAUCUUCUGCUACAGAGGACUUUACAGACUUUCAUUACAAACUGAGGAUGGUUCUUUGAGUUGGUAAAGCCACAGAGUCAAGGUUGGGAUUGUCUUUUGUUUACAUCAUUUCUUACAAUGUGGGAGAAAAAAGAAACAUAUCAGAGAUAAAACGAUACCUGCUCAUUAAUCUCUUUGAGAACUCUGUAUAUACGUUAGAGUCACGUAAUGUUGUUUUGUAGGAAACCAGGCUUUGUAAUGAAUAAUUACCAGGUAUAUAUUUUAUAAAUACAGGAUGAAGUUUUGAAUGUCACAGGGCUAUACUAUCUGCCUGUAAAUACCUAAUGUGAAAAGUUGAAUGUUGUACUUGGGGAAAAGUCGUGAAAAGAGGUGCCUUUGUUUUUCUGCAGCAUUUUGCUGUUUCAAGCUGUGGUUUUACUUCUUUGAUUUGUGUUCAUGUCAUUAUUUUCUCAACCAUUUCAAGUUGUUGAACAGUCUGUGAAUGUGUCGACGUGCAUCGCAUUAUCCACCACAAGUGUAUCUGUGGUCACAAGGGAAUUAUUCUUUUUUUGUUGUUUUUUUUUUAGAAUUUGAAUGUUUAAGACUUUAUGUACCAGAUGCUAAUGAAUGAAGGAGCUGGUUGGUCAUUAUUUGAGGCUGGUGGGAGGAGACAGAAUGCAGUUUGUGCUAUAGCAUCAUUCUUUUUUCUUUUUUUUUUUCAAAUGUGAUUAAAAAACUCUCCAAGGUUGUUGUCUGCCAUUAAAAGCAAUGCCAAGGAUACCUUCUCACAUCAUUAGCAAUGAGUCACUGUACAGAGCAAAGUGUUGUGUUUGCCCGGAUGCCCACUAUGGACACUAUUUCUACUGAUCUGGCCAUCAGAAAUAUUUCUUUCAGGAAAAGUGUGUGGAGAAUUGAACUUUUUGAGUGAAGCAGCUUCGAUGAAGAUUGCGGGUUUAUUAAGAUUUAAUUUUUUUUUUUGUGCUCAACUAUUGUGCAUUUCUGUGUAACCUCAAAUUACUUGUGAAUUAUGUAUCCAAAGAUUUUCAUAAAAAGAGAAGAUGCAUAAUCGCG